Molecule: messenger RNA, 1614 nt
Organism: Hemibagrus wyckioides
Lineage: Eukaryota; Metazoa; Chordata; Actinopteri; Siluriformes; Bagridae
Gene: nmi
Product: N-myc (and STAT) interactor
Exons: 9
Coding region: 143-1306 (387 amino acids)
Cellular component (GO): cytoplasm
Source: RefSeq, a predicted model, not a curated record
UUUCACUUUCGCUUCAGGGCUCUGAACGUGACUUCCUUGAAAUCCUCCACCCUUUUACACUCGCAAAAACACAACUGGACAAUAUUUCGAAAGACUUCCUCUGUUAUUGCUGUUGUUCUUAUUAUUUUGGAUAGUUUGUGUCAUGAUGUCAGGUGAACAGGAGCAGGUAAACGGAGAGCAGAUUGUACAGUCAGCAAAAGACCAGGAUCUGACCAAAACCAGGGAGGAGCUGGAGAAAUUGAAAAAAAUGGUAGAGGCUGUGGAACGAGAAAAAGACAAGCUGAUUCUGGUGAAAAUGGACACUGAUGAGGCAAAGAAAAAAGCGCAGCUGGAGGUCACAAAUCUGAUGACUGCUGGAGAGCAACUUGUAGCCAGCUUCAACGAUAAGAUAAAGGAUAUACAGGCAGAAGUCAGUACUAUGACACAAACCAACCAGGAUCUGCAGAAAAAACUACAGCAAUAUAAGUUGCAGCUGAAAACUAAGCGGACUGAAACAGACCAUUUGCAGCAGAGAUUUAAGAUCAAAGCUGAGAUCCCUGAGAAAAGAAUGAGAUUCACCUGCAUCAAAAACAAGGAGGAAAAUGAGUGGGCUGAGGAAGAAGAGCAUGAGGAUCAGGAUAUCAGGGCUGUCUUCACCAUCAUCCAGAGACCUGCCUUUCUGCUGAAAGGAGGCGAAGCUCUCAUCACCUUCGAGGAAGAGAAAGUGGCGGAUCAGAUCCUCAGGCUGCCGAAGUGCACUGUAGCCUGCGACAAAACCAAGAGUGAAGUAAAACCAGGCACCAUAUCUCUCGAGCCCUCUGCGAAAUUCGAGGUGCAUAUUACCGUGUCCAAGAGAACCAUCGAGUUCUCAAAUGCUUUCACUCUUCUGCCUGAGGAACGAAUGAGAGACCGCUUGGAGCUAGGCUUCUCCAAACCAAGCCGUGGAGGAGGCGAGGUGGAGAGAGUCGAAUAUGAUAUGAAGAAUGGAGCAGGCCGCAUUACCUUCCUCAAGACUGGAGUGGCAGAGAAUUUGACGCUCAGGGGGAAUUUCUACAUUGAUGCCCCCAGUGAGAUGGAAGUCACUGUGGCACCGUUGUAUGGCUACCAGCUGAAGAAGUUUCAGACGUUCUCGGGUGUGCCAAAGCGCACUGUACUGCUCAGAGGCAUUCAGGACAUAAGCGAUGAAGAAGAUAUGCAGGACCAUCUGGAGAUCCAUUUCCAGAAGCCCAGCAACUAUGGCGGAGAGGUGGAGAGCAUUAAAUACAUCUCCAGUGGAAAGAAGCUCAAAGCUUUCUUCAAUGAGGACUGUGUUGAAGCGGAAGCCUAAUAAGCAAAUCGUCUGCAGAAUCUACACAACUCUUAACUGCCAAGCGAUAAACAUACUCUUUCCUAUAGCGAUGUAUUUUAAAAUGGCCUCUAAAAUAGUAAAACAAAUGCUAAAAACAAUUAGCUUGAACAAAUAAUCAAAUUUUUUUUUCAGAGGAGGCUUAUGCUAAGCCAAAGGAAGGAUUAUAAAUUUUUAUUUCAAUAUUUCUUAUUGAAACCAUUAAUUAGGGGCACUUCUUUCACUGUUCUACAUUAACCAAGCUUGAUAUCCUUUAAAUCAUGAAAUAAAUAAAUAAAUCUUAUUCUGUU